CCAAGCUCCUCAUCGGAUUCAACCACGUCUUCCUUCCAAUCCACCACUUCUCCAACUGAUUCUUCUGUGGAUUCGACUACAGCUAGCUCCAGCACCACUGAGGAAACAACCACCUCUUCAAGCUACUCCAGCUCCACCUCUUCCACAGAUGUUACUCCUCCAGCUCCCUCUUUGGGGCCCACUUCUACUUUCCCAAGCUCCUCAUCAAUUCAACCAUGUCUUCCUCCAAUCCACCACUUGCAACUGAUUCUUCUGAUGGAUUCGACUACAACUAGCUCCAGCACCACUGAGGAAGAACCAUGUCUCAAUCUACUCCAACUCCAGCUCUUCCAUAGACACCAGCUUCUUCUAUGGGAUCAACUCCUCUUUGGAGCCCACAAUUCUACUUCCCAAGCUCCUCAUCAGAUUCAACCAUUUCCUCCUCCGAAGCCACCACUUCAACUGAUUCCUCUGUGGAUUCAACUGCUUCAUCUAGCUCCAACACCAGGAGGAAACAACCAUGUCUUCAAUCAGCUCUUCUCCAGACACCAGCUCAUCUAUAGGAUCAACUCCAGCACCACUGAGGAAGGAACUAUGUCUUCAAUCUACUCCAACUCCAGCUCUUCCAUAGACACAGCUUCCUCUAGAGAUCAAGCUCACAAACCUCUAGCUACACUAGCUCUUCUUCAGGCUACUCCUCCAGCUCCUCUUUGGAGCCCACCAACUUCUACUUCCCAAGCUUCCUCAUCGGAUUCUACUACGUCUUCCUUCCAAUCCACUUCUCCAACUUAUUCUUCUGUGGAAUCGACUACAGCUAGCUCCAGCACCAGUAAGGAAACCUCUUCAACUUACACCAGCUCUUCUUCAGGCUACUCCUCCUCCAGCUCCUCUUUGAAGCCCACAACUUCUACUUUCCCAAGCUCCUCAUCAGAUUCAACCACGUCCUCCUCCAAAGCCACCACUUCAACUGAUUCCUCUGUGGAUUCAACUGCUUCAUCUAGCUCCAAAACCAGUGAGGAAACAACCAUGUCUUCAAUCAGCUCUUCUCCAGACACCAGCUCCUCUAUGAGAUCAAGUACCUCUUCAACUACGAACACAACCCCUUCUUCAAGCUUUUCCACAUCCUUGAAUUCAACCGCUUUUCCAACUACCACCACUGAGGACUCUAUUUACUCAAGCUCUUCCAUAGGCUCACAAACUUCUUCAAAUUACACUAGCUCUUCUUCAGGUUACUCCUCCUCCAGCUCCUCCUUGAAGACCACUUCUACUUUAACAAGCUCCUCAUCGGAUUCAACCACA
This is a messenger RNA of Penaeus vannamei (Pacific white shrimp), 1278 nucleotides long. Lineage: Eukaryota; Metazoa; Arthropoda; Malacostraca; Decapoda; Penaeidae. The record is from RefSeq and is a predicted model, not a curated record.